CUUUGGCAGUUGGCAAACCAACCCGGCGUCAAGGGUGGCUGUUGUGUGAGAAAAGGGAGAGCCUGCAACAGACGUCGCGACAUUUUGGACUAGCAACUAAAUAUUUCACCUCCUGGACAUUCUUUGUACAUAACUGGAUAUCUUUACAAGUUCAUUUUCGCUCUAACUUCAUUUUUAGCAAACAUGGCGUGUGGAGCAACGUUAAAACGUUCCAUGGAGUUUGAGGCCCUGCUUAGUCCUCAGUCCCCUAAGCGAAGAAGGUGCAGUCCAUUACCGGGGACCACUGGAACUCCGUCUCCUCAAAGAUGCAAUCUUCGCCCACCAACAGACAGUCCUUCGCUUUCUAUGUCACCUCAGUCAAUGGGAGGAGAACAGAGGCUUACUCCUGAGCAGAUCUUCCAGAACAUUCGGCAGGAGUAUAGCCGCUACCAGAGGCGACGGCAGUUGGAGGGUGCCUUCAACCAAAGCGAAGCCUGCAGCUCCAGUGAAGGCCAGAGCCCCAACCCUGCGCUCAUGUCUCCCAGCUCCCCCCCUGGUGCCUCGUCUGUGAAGAAGGAUCAGCCAUCAUUCACGCUGCGACAGGUUGGCUAUCUGUGUGAGCGCAUACUAAAAGACCACGAGGAGAAGAUCCGCGAAGAGUACGAAAAGAUUCUCAACACAAAACUCGCAGAACAAUAUGAAUCCUUUGUGAAAUUCACGCAAGACCAGAUCAUGCGAAAGUACGGCGCCCGACCCGCCAGCUAUGUCUCUUGAAGAAUCUCAUCUGGUACCAGUCUGCCCUUGGAUAACACAGUGGCUGUUAUACCAGCUGCUUCUACCCCUUUUAUUUUAAUUUUAAUUUCAAUCUACUUGGGUGCCAUCGUUAAUCUAAACCUUUUUUUUUUUUCUUUUUUUUUUAUCCCCAGAGGACUUUUGUCAGAACUGUUGGCCUGACAAAAACCCCUUUGAAAGUUAAAGAAAUGUAAAGUUUCCUUUUUUUGAUAGUCUCUCACUCACUUUCUCUCUCUUUCUCUCCUCUCUCUACCUCUCUUUACCAAACCCAAAGUGAAUCAGAUCUGUGUCUGUCCCCUCUGGCGCGCUGUAGAAACGCUUGGCCGAUGUGGUGGUUCUGUAUACCAACCACUGACUUGCAGCAGCUGCUUUAACCAAACCCUGCCUCUCUCUCUCUCUGCCCCCCUCCAUCUUUUUUUCACAAGUCUUUACCUGAUGAUGUGGAUUUAUCUUUUUUGUUCUUGUUUUUUUUUCUCCUUUUUGACAAAUAAAGUUUCUGCAGUUUA
Molecule: messenger RNA, 1277 nt
Organism: Clupea harengus (Atlantic herring)
Lineage: Eukaryota; Metazoa; Chordata; Actinopteri; Clupeiformes; Clupeidae
Gene: akirin1
Product: akirin 1
Biological process (GO): positive regulation of transcription by RNA polymerase II; myoblast migration involved in skeletal muscle regeneration; positive regulation of myoblast differentiation
Cellular component (GO): chromatin; nucleus
Molecular function (GO): transcription coregulator activity
Source: RefSeq, a predicted model, not a curated record